Coregonus sp. 'balchen' is the source of this 2893-nucleotide messenger RNA. Lineage: Eukaryota; Metazoa; Chordata; Actinopteri; Salmoniformes; Salmonidae. The record is from the annotation of a GenBank genome assembly.
GCCAGAUGCCUUAUUUCCGCCUCUCUGGAUAUCUGUUUGAGGCGCCCUGAACAGGCCCUUUUCCGGCUCUGAGAAGUGUGAUACAGAACGGCAGACGCAAGUGAGUGAAUGUUUUUUUGUAUUUUCAAGGCCAAAAUUGCAUGAAAAUGCACAAUGUCAAACCAUCGUACGUGUAACAUUGCUCGUUUGACUUGGAGUCAAAAGUAAAUGAGUUUAUAGUCCAAAGACGUUUUUAAAGCAGUGUUUUUAUUCCGUGCGCAAAUGAUUUCAGCCGGGGCAAAUUAACUCAAUGCUAACACGUGCGACAUGGCUAACUAGCUAGUACCUGUUUAGCGUCCUCCCAGGACCACUCAGCACAUUAUGUUGGUUUGCAAGAUGUUCUGUUUGGUGUUAAACACAUGUUAAUCUUAAAUCACUAUUGUAGUUGGUUAUGUUUCGCUCAUAAUGACAUUAGCCAUGUAGUUAACAUUAGUUGGUAGACUCGGGCUGCCUUUAGACUUUUGGGCCUACUGGUGUGUUCGCUCAUUCACUUUGUCUUUACGUUUUUAUACCGACUACUUCAUUAAAUAACAUUUGUAACUACAGACAGCAAUAUUCAUGCCGUCCGUGUGUAGCCUUGACUACGUUGCUAACAUCAUUAGUUAACGUUGACGGUAUAAUGGCUAACGUUGGCUAGCAAGUUAGCUAACUAUUCGUGUGUUGCCAGCAGUGGAAGACAUUCCUCCCUGAUGUUGAUGGUUGUAUCACGAAGCCUUCUCUCAUUCUACUAACUAGUUGAGCCGUGAUGUGGUAAUAUCAUUGGUUAGUGUGGGAUACCAUUAUUACAAGGCCUUUGCCAUGGAACUGAGGUCAGACAUUGUGGUACCUUGAAUCUCGUAAUUAAAUCCAUUUAAUGUUACCUGACCAAAUAUUGUUUCUCUUCAGUGACUUCAGAGUCGUGGGAGACUGCCCCAGCAGUGGCAGAAACGCCAGAAAUCAAACUCUUUGGGAAAUGGAGCACCGACGAUGUUCAGAUCAAUGACAUCUCCCUGCAGGUAAGGUAUUUCAAUGUUCGACUUGUGACUAGUCACUAUAAAACAUAACUAUUUGUUAAUUGUUUGUGUACACGAGGCUAGAGUCACGCCUUUACGACCCUCAUUGUCCAGGUGUGCUAGAGUACUCGUAGAGUGAACUCCUUUGCAUAUUCAUUGGCUGUAGUCUCUUGUGGCCCAGUCAAUCACCAGCUCAGAAACAUGAACAUCUAUGUAUUCCCUGUUAACCUGAACAUUGAAACCUAAGUUAUUGGAAAGUGAACUAGUUUUGAUUAUGCUUUUUCCUUCAACUCAGGAUUACAUUGCUGUGAAGGAGAAGUACGCCAAGUACCUGCCACACUCUGGAGGCCGUUAUGCCGCCAAGCGUUUCCGCAAGGCCCAGUGCCCCAUUGUGGAGCGUCUCACCAACUCCAUGAUGAUGCACGGCCGCAACAACGGCAAGAAGCUGAUGACCUGUCGCAUUGUGAAGCACGCCUUCGAGAUCAUCCACUUGCUGACCGGGGAGGUACAUACCAUCUCUACCUUAUCCAACACUGUUUUUUGUGUCCCAAAUGGCACCCCAUUCCUUUCAUAGUGCACUACUAUGGUCCUUGGUCAAAAGUAGUGCGCUGAAUAGGGUGCUGUUUGAAAUGUAGACUUUGCCUUGAACUCCAUGCCUGUCAGCCUCCCGCCACUAUGCUGGUCUGUCAUAGUGACUGAGUAUAAUCCAGUGGAGGCUCAGAUAGACCCAGCUCUAGGAAGCAGGGCUGCCUAAACAAAUGGGCAACUCUGUGCCGAAAGGCCUGGAACAAACGCCACAUGGAACUUGUCCUGCUUUAAGUCCAUGCCUACUCUCCUCUUACUGUUAUCACCCCAAUUUUACUUCUGUCAUCGCUAUGUCCCAUAUGUAGGCUCGGAGUGUCUUUGCCUGUGAGAUUUGUACCCCUGAAUAUGGAUUACGGUUGUGGUGGUUGACCUUGUCUCUCCUCUGACUUGUCCUCUCAGAACCCCCUGCAGGUGCUGGUCAAUGCCAUCAUCAACAGCGGUCCCCGUGAGGACUCCACCCGUAUUGGUCGUGCUGGUACGGUGAGGAGGCAGGCUGUGGACGUGUCCCCUCUGCGUAGAGUCAACCAGGUAAAAUAGAAUGCUGGCACAUUCUCCACCAACUCUGUGCCUGUUGCCACUUGGUUCACUUCCAAAUCUAGGCUACAUCACAAGUGAAGUUACAAGAAUGAGACUUGUAUGUCAAUUGUUUGUGUACACGAGGCUAGAGUCACGCCUUUACAAACUCAUUGUCCUGGUGUGCUAGAGUACUCGUAGAGUAAACUUCUUUGCAUAUUCAUUGGCUGUAGUCUAUUGUGGCCCAGUCAAUCACCAGCUCAGAUACAGAACCUCUAUUUUGAUUUGUUUUGUUGUAAAGAUUCACAACAUAGUUUAUUUAUAUUCUGUGUUGUGUAUGGCUGCUUACACUCUUGCAUCCUGUCUCUCAGGCUAUCUGGCUGCUGUGCACUGGAGCAAGAGAAGCUGCUUUCAGAAACAUCAAGACUAUCGCAGAGUGCCUUGCCGAUGAGCUGAUCAACGCAGCUAAGGUGAGUAGUCUCAAAUGUGGUUUCAGUACUGUACAGAUUUGGUUCUGAACCUCUCUCUGCAGUUUUAAUCAAAAUGUUCUAGUCUGCUGUGAUGUUGGGUGUUUAUUCACCAGUGUCAUGUCAAUUUUUUCGGUUUUGAUCAAUGUAUUGAAUGUGUUUUUUCUCGGUCAGGGUUCUUCUAACUCCUAUGCCAUCAAGAAGAAGGACGAGUUGGAGAGGGUCGCCAAGUCCAACCGUUAAAUGUUUGUUGCUUUCUUUAAAAAGAAAAAGAGGAAAUAAAUUUGAGCACUUCAA